Messenger RNA from Paramacrobiotus metropolitanus, 2335 nucleotides. RefSeq lists its product as uncharacterized. NCBI's taxonomy places the organism in Eukaryota, Metazoa, Tardigrada, Eutardigrada, Parachela, Macrobiotidae. Gene Ontology annotation, molecular function: ATP binding; protein serine/threonine kinase activity; protein binding. The transcript is spliced from 4 exons. Gene Ontology annotation, cellular component: cytoplasm. The record is from RefSeq and is a predicted model, not a curated record. The coding region runs from base 225 to 2111 and encodes 628 amino acids. Gene Ontology annotation, biological process: protein phosphorylation.
UAUGGGAAGCCGACAUUAUCUGUGCCCAACCUGUUUCUGCGUAAACGCCACAUAUACGUAUUCACGUUCGGCAAGAGAAGCGUAAACUUAGGCGGCUGAGAGACAGAAAUUCCUCGUCAUUCCUGUGGAACUAACAACCAGAAAAUUGCUCUUUUUUGCGACAUUUGUGUUAAACAUUAAACAAGAAUCUUCGUUUAGCAGUCCUACUAAUUUCUGCUUUAGUGAUGGGAAACACGCUGGAUCUGUUCGACGAUAGUGAUGAAUCGGACUACGAUACCGGCGAUGGUUGUGACUAUCUUUUCUCCGAUGCCGACUUUAUUGGUAGCGGAACAUUCGGCAGAGUUUACAAAGCAAGAGUUAUAGGUGAUGAUUACACCGGGCCUGAGUUCGUAGCUGUUAAAGUAUUAAAUUUUAGCGCGAACUCCGAAGUUAUUGCCAAGAGAGAAAGCUGGACGAAUGCCGUAAAACGAUUAAAAAAACUACUAGACCUAAAGCAUGCGCAUCUUGUCUCGUAUCGCGCCAUUCGAAUAACCAAGGUUGCCGGAGGAUCGACCGUUAAAUUAAUAAUGGAUAUUUGCACAUGUGAUUUGGCCACAUACUUGACGAAAGCGGGGGAAAAUAACAGCUUUUCUCACAAUUACGGCAAAGCUGUUUCGUGUUCCAAAGAUAUCGCGAAGGGUUUGGAAUACUUACACGGACAAAAGAUUAUACAUGGAGAUCUAAAACCUGGAAAUAUCCUUGUCAAACGCCGACCAAAUACAAGCGAGAAAUUUUUGAUCGGCGAUUUAGAUAACCUAGUUCAAAUGCAAGAAAACGUUACUUGUUCUGGCGACAUAUCGCAUAUGCAAGGAACACCACGCUACAUGUCACCGGAAAUGCUGCGAAAGUUUUCUCAAGUUCAAGCGGAAACACCUGGACGAAAAACGGACAUGUGGAGUUUAGGUUGCAUAAUGUUAGAUGUGGUGCACUGCUGUCUGCGCAUUACUGCUAAGAAGCUGUACAAGGAAAACACGAUUAUCGACAUUGGACCGGAUGUUACGAACAUUCAGUUUGCCCACCUCAUUAUGGACGGCUAUGCACCGCUUGUUAGUGACGAUAUACCGAACAUACUGGCAUCCAUCAUCCGGGAAUGCUUCAUUGCAAGCACCGGGAACAGAAUAUCUGCCGAGGAUCUUUUGCAUGCACUUGAAGAAUGCCAAGUUAUUUUGCUUAUAGGAUGUGAAGAUUUUCAUUCACCACGCAUAAUCAAAUUUGAUCCUUUGACCAAUACGGUAGAAGCUCAAGCAGACCUUGACUUACCCAAAACAAUCGGUCCGUUUCACGAUUUCGUAGCCGCAGAAGGACAACUGGUAUUUCCCAUGAAUCAUGAGCAACGGACUUUCCCAAUAAUUAAUCUGGGCGAAAAAAAACUACGUUCGCUGCGGCUGCCUAAAAAGUGGUGCUGCUUCAAACCGAUCAUUGUGUUUGAUACACUUUUCUUUUGGGACAGCCACCUUACUUUCAUCUCAGUGAAUUUACGUACUGGGAGAGCAGGCUUAAUACAGAGAAGUCCUUAUCUCCAAAAUCGGUUUGGUUGCCAAAUAGAAGCAGUUGCUCAACUGGAUCAGAAGAUCUAUUUCGCCGGGCAGUUCCGCGGUUCAUCCAUUAAUCUGGAACGCUAUGACACGUUAGCCGUCACCUGGGAAUCCUUGCCAGAUUUUCCCCGAGUGCGCUCAAUGUUUGCUAUGACUUGCGUGAAUGAGUAUGUCUACAUUCUGGGUGGAAUGACUGCAUCAGAGGGAUCUCGACACAAGACACCCACAGCUACAUGUAUACGUUGGAACACAAGGACACGCAGUUGGGAGGAAAUGCCUUCCUUAAAGAACCCGCGAUAUAGUCAUGCUGCCUGUGUUAUUAAAAAUUGCAUAUACAUAUGUGGCGGCAAAAACGCUGCGGAGGAUCUUGUGAUUACGAUUGAAGUCUAUGACACCAAACAAACUACCGGCUGGACGACCGUGUCUUUGGCGGGAGAAGAUCAGCGGGUUCUACUGGAUGUGGUGGCAAAUCUCGAUCAAUCAGGUUCAAUAACCGCAGUUGCUUUUGACCGCUGGAACAUUGAGGUGACAGUCUAGCCACACGGUUCGCAUACGUCGGACACAAAAUCCUCCACGCUACUUCAUCGCUUAAUCUAAACCUGUAUCCUGAUGCUAUCCGUAAUACUAUAAUUUGUUCUACUUUGUGGAUAUAUGACUUUUCGGACCUGAAAUAAAAAAGGCCUUAAAGAUAAACCGAUUUAUGUAGACUGUAAUAGAACGGACCAUUGCUGCAUAUGCAGAAUAGUGAGAAUACUACAAGA